This is a messenger RNA of Pteropus alecto (black flying fox), 742 nucleotides long. It is a transcript of the gene PFDN2, whose product is annotated as prefoldin subunit 2. The transcript is spliced from 4 exons. Gene Ontology annotation, biological process: protein folding. Gene Ontology annotation, molecular function: protein folding chaperone. NCBI's taxonomy places the organism in Eukaryota, Metazoa, Chordata, Mammalia, Chiroptera, Pteropodidae. Gene Ontology annotation, cellular component: cytoplasm; prefoldin complex. The annotation marks the transcript as partial. The record is from RefSeq and is a predicted model, not a curated record.
CAGAGCAGGGGCAGCGGGGCGGGGAAGGGGGCGGUGUCGGCCGAGCAGGUAAUUGCUGGCUUCAACCGCCUUCGGCAGGAGCAGCGAGGCCUAGCAUCCAAGGCAGCGGAGCUGGAGAUGGAGCUGAAUGAGCACAGCCUGGUGAUCGACACACUGAAGGAGGUGGAUGAGACCCGCAGGUGCUACCGCAUGGUUGGAGGGGUGCUGGUGGAGCGGACGGUCAAGGAGGUGCUGCCCGCCCUGGAGAAUAACAAGGAGCAGAUCCAGAAGAUCAUUGAGACAUUGACACAGCAGCUUCAGGCAAAGGGAAAAGAACUAAAUGAAUUUCGGGAAAAGCACAACAUUCGUCUCAUGGGGGAAGACGAGAAGCCAGCCAAGGAAAACUCAGAAGGGGCUGGGGCUAAGGCCAGCUCAGCCGGAGUGUUGGUCUCCUAGGGACCGAGGCCUUUGCAUUCUUCUCUACCCUGACUCCCAGUUCUUCUCAUUUUUCUUUAUCGUUGUAAUUAUUUUCUCUGCCGUUGUAAUAUUUUUUUGUUAAUUAAAUGUUUUGGUCAGAAUGCUCAGCUCUAGCCUGAAGCUUUGUCCCACAGUUGAGGAUGGAGUUUGCAUGGGGCGGGGAAAAGCAUAUGAUCUGUGGCUUUUGGUUCCAUCAGGUUGACUCGCAGUAUCAGGAGGUCCCAGAUUUUAUCCUUUCCCUUGCAAAUAAAGAUGUGUUUACUUUUUUAACGCCCUCACCCACAAA